CUCGCGGCCGCACACACAUCCACACUCCUCGCCGGGCAGCCUCCCUCCCGCCCUCUUCCCCCUUCCCCUCUCCCUGCAGCCGCGUCCCCACUGCGCCGCCGGGGCAGCCCAGAGCGCGGCGCGCAAGGGCACCGGCGCCAGGGGCCGCGCACCUCGGGGCCGCGGCGGGCCCGGGUCCAGGCUCGCACCGGCGCUCUCUAGCUAGCCUCGACCCAGCUCAGGCAGCCAGCAUCCCGAGCCCGGCCCCUCCAGGCAUCACCCUCGGCCCAGCGAGAGGAUGAGCACCCCGGGCCAGGCUCCAAGUCGCCUCUCAACUUUGUAAAAGACAUGACUGGAGUGUGUCUGUGCGUAGCGCGGACAGGGAGCUGAUGCGGAGAGUCGGCCGGCUGCCCUGCCUCCUCCUUCUCCUUCUCCUCCUCCUCCCAGGGCCGCCGCCGUCGCAGACCUCGCGCGUGCACACACACGGCCCUCGGGCCGCGGUUCCGCGCUCCGGAUCGGGGGCUUGGAUGAGAGUUUUCCUUUCCGAAGAAGGCAGAGCCCGCGUGGAGCGCUGAGGGGCUCAGCCUCCACCCACGAGUCGCUAGUGCUGUCACGCUAGGGCUGGCCGGGAGAAGGGACCCGCUCGCCUAGCUUUGUUGUGGAAAUCCGGUUACCUGACUUAUCACCUAUCCCAUGGAUACCUUACUUGACUGGCCUUGAAGGUAUCAAUAGUGCCAUUGGACAUUGAUCAGUGUGGCCCCGGGGCUUUCAGAAUGACUGGAAGGUCAUGUGGCAUGAAUUUCCACCGGACAUCAAGAUCCCACCAGGGGCCUGCGCUGCUUGGUGGUCAGCACAUCCCUGCCAUCAGAGCCCACUCAGGCACCCCCUGCUCCUCUUCCUGUGUCAGCACGCCGAGCCCCACUCUGGGAAGUCUUGCUAACAGUCUUCACCUCACAAUGUCCUCGGGAGCAGGGAUGGCUCCUCAGAGCACCAUAGCCACGAGCCCCAUCCAUCUGCCGGCCCUGAGUCCUAGGAGACAGUUACUCACCAACGGGAAGCCUCAGUUCCAGGUCACCCAGGCUGGUGUCACGGCAGCAUCGCAUACCAUAAAGCCAAAGCAGCAAGAAUUUGGAGACCCCUUCUCUCCAAAUCCCGAGAAAGGGGCUCUUGGCUUUGGGCCUCAGUGCAAGUCCAUUGGAAAAGGCAGCUGCAACAAUCUAGUGGUCACCAGCAGUCCCAUGAUGGUUCAGCGACUGGCACCCAUUUCACCUCCAGCCAGCCAGGUCUCCACAGCAUGCAAGCAGAUCAGUCCUAGCUUACCGAGGGCAGUGAAUGCAGCCAACCUGAAUAGACCUCCUUCAGAUACCAGGUCCGUUAUUUUGCAAGAGUCUCUGGUGUCCACGACUUUGAGUCUGACAGAGAGUCAAUCAGCCUUGAGUGUGAAGCAAGAGUGGUCUCAGAGCUACAGGGCCUUUCCUUCACUUUCAUCUAGCCACAGCUCCCAGAAUGGCAUGGACCUAGGCGACCUUCUUAGCUUGCCUCCGGGCACGCCAGUUUCUGGCAACAGCGUCUCUAACUCGUUGCCACCCUACCUUUUCGGCAUGGAAAAUAGUCACUCUCCUUACCCCAGUCCUCGGCAUGCAGCGACCAGGCCCCACUCCACCCGCUCUAAGAAGAGAGCACUGUCCUUGUCCCCACUAUCUGACGGCAUCGGGAUUGACUUCAAUACUAUCAUCCGUACUUCACCCACAUCCUUGGUGGCCUACAUCAACGGAUCAAGAGCCUCCCCCGCCAACAUGUCCCCCCAGUCAGAGGUCUACGGGCAUUUCCUCGGUGUUCGCGGCAGCUGCAUCCCCCAGUCUUGUGCAGUGUCCAGCGGGCAGAAAGGCGUGCUGGUUGCCAGUGGAGGGCAUGCGCUGCCGGUCUAUGGAGAGGAUGGUACACUGGAGUAUGAACGCAUGCAGCAACUGGAGCAUGGGGGCCUGCAGCCUGGACCUGUCAACAACAUGGUGUUGCAACCUGGACUACCAAGCCAGGAUGGCCAGACGGCCAACAUGCUCAAAACAGAGCGCCUGGAGGACUUCCCACCCAGUGCCUUGGACCUACCCUCUGCACUGCCUCUCCCUCUUCCCCCGCCCCAGGGCCCCCCACCCCCAUACCAUGCCCAUCCACACCUUCAUCACCCAGAGCUCCUGCCUCACACCCAAUCGCUGUCCUUGGCCCAGGCUGGCCUGGAAGAGGAUGGAGAGAUGGAAGACUCAGGGGGUAAGCACUGCUGUCGUUGGAUAGACUGCAGUGCCCUUUAUGACCAGCAGGAGGAACUGGUGAGGCACAUCGAGAAGGUCCACAUAGACCAGCGCAAGGGGGAAGACUUCACGUGCUUCUGGACUGGCUGCCCUAGAAGAUACAAGCCUUUCAACGCACGAUAUAAACUGUUGAUCCACAUGAGGGUCCACUCCGGGGAGAAGCCCAACAAGUGUACGUUUGAAGGCUGCAAGAAAGCCUUUUCCAGGCUGGAGAACCUCAAGAUUCACUUGCGCAGCCACACGGGUGAGAAGCCAUACCUGUGCCAGCACCCGGGCUGCCAGAAGGCCUUCAGCAACUCCAGCGACCGUGCCAAGCACCAGAGGACACACCUUGACACUAAACCUUACGCCUGUCAAAUUCCGGGAUGUACAAAACGCUACACAGACCCAAGCUCCCUCAGAAAGCACGUGAAGGCACAUUCUUCCAAAGAGCAACAAGCAAGGAAAAAGCUCCGGUCUAGCACUGAGCUCCACCCAGAUCUCCUCACAGACUGCCUUGCAGUGCAGCCCCUGCAGCCAGCCUCUUCCCCCAGAGACACUGCUGAUCGCACCGUGGGACACUCCCCUGGGCCGGGUCCUGAACUCUAUUCAGCUCCCAUUUUCGCCAGCAAUCAUUCAACCCGAAGUGGAACAGCUGCUGGGGCCGUGCCACCCCCACAUCCUGUCAGUCACCCUUCUCCGGGACAUAAUGUACAGGGGAGCCCCCACAACCCCUCCUCCCAGUUACCUCCACUCACAGCUGUGGACGCAGGCACUGAGAGGUUUGCACCUCCGACUCCAUCUCCUCACCACAUCAGCCCGGGAAGAGUUCCAGCUCCCCUGUCACUGCUACAGAGAACACAGGCUCCCCACACCCAGCAGCCACCAGGCUCGCUCCUGAAGCCCUACCAGCCAGAAACCAGCUCUUCUUUUCAGUCAAAUGGUAUCCAUGUCCACGGAUUUUAUGGCCAGCUGCAGACAUUCUGCCCCCCGCAUUAUCCUGAUUCCCAAAGAACUGUGCCUCCCAGCAGCUCCUGCAGUAUGGUGCCUUCCUUUGAGGACUGCCUGGUCCCCACGUCCAUGGGUCAAGCCGGUUUUGAUGUUUUCCACAGAGCAUUCUCAACACACUCAGGCAUCACAGUGUACGAUUUGCCUUCAGCUUCCUCGAGCCUCUUUGGGGAAUCUCUUCGCAGUGGCCCUGAAGAUGCCACGUUCUUGCAGCUCAGUGCUGUGGACCGCUGUCCGAGCCAGCUCUCCUCUGUGUAUACCGAAGGCUGAAAGCCCCCGGGCUUGUCCUGCGCACUUGGGACCUCUGAGUAACUCACCACCUCCUAUUUUCAUAUUCUCACAAGCCGUGUGAAGAACGUCAACCAAAUCCGUGGAGCCAGUAGGGUUGCUAGGACUGCGGCAGGCAGGACUGGAUGGUCAGAUCUGGCUUUUCAGAGAUGCUUGCACCGCUUCCCUCAAUGUGCUGGGCCAGGUGACCAGCAGGAAUUUCUUCUCAAAGGGAAUUUAGAGUCUCACUUUUAAGGUUACUUCCAGGCUGUCGGCUCGCAAAAGACACCAAUGAAUAUGCACAAGAAUGGGAUGACCCUUACUAAAGACUCUCAGAGGAGAGGACAGCUAGGUACCAGAGGCAAAUGUGUGUCCUUGCCCAUGUUUUUGUGGCUGAGGGAUGCACAGCCAUUGAACAGUGGGGGAAAUCCGUGUCCAAAGCAUGGUGUGCCUUGGACUCUGCAACUCCUGGCUUUACCAUUUGUCUUACAUGCUAACUAGCUGCUUCUCGGUUGCUUUUCCAAUGGCAAGAUAAGGUUUUAUAUUCGGUAACCUUCUUUGUUUUUGAACUUUAAAGACUUGGUAUUUACAUCUACUUUUAAAGGAAAAAUAUUUAAAGGUUUAUUCUUUUGAUAGACGUCAUUACCAUUUUAAUCAGCCCCAGGUACAUGUAUUUUAUCACAGCUGUAGCUCUUCCUGGCCUAGUUUUGCAGUUUAGUAAAGGUUAUCUGAGGGAAACAGACUAGUUAACACACACACACACACACACACACCUGCCUCCAGAAUUAUUGCAAGAACCCUCAUAUGCUGAGUAUAGGGUAUGCACACCUAUAAUCCCAGCCCUUGGAAGGUACUCUUGAGUUUGAAGCUACCCUGGUCUACACAGUGAGUUCCAGUGCAGUCAGGGCUAGAAAGCAAAACCCUGUCUCAAGAAAAAUACCUCUCAUCUGUGAUAGCUUAGUGGUUCCUCCUUGGAAGCCUUUUCAUUUGAAGGGUGCAUGCACGACCUUUGCUCUCUUGCUCUACCUGGGACAAAACAGGACUCAUAGAGUCAAGUGGGUGGGUUCGUGCAGAAAGCCAAACGCAAGGCACCUCUUGUCCAGUCCUUCUGUGUGGCUCUGCCCAGUUCCUUACAGUGAUCCAAUCAUCUGCCUGUCUUCUAUUCUGUUUUGCCCACUAUUUAUACAUUCUCCCUCCCUUUUACCUGACUAUGGUCAGACAUGCUGACUCUCCACCAAAUUUUAUCAAACUUUAUCAGGUUCAAAGAAGACAGUGCUUUGGAACUCUGCUUCAGAGGCCUGGAGUUCUUCACAGGAUAAAGCUGUGAUAAGCCUAAACAAGACAUCAUUUUCUAGUGACAUUUUUAGGAAAAAAAAAAAAAACACUUUAAAAGGCCCUGUGUCCUCAGGAAAAGGAUACACAAAUCAGCCAGACUCCAUAUAAUAACCUGGUCAGUUCCAGCAUUCUGGGUCACUCACAUUUUAGAAUUUUUUUUCUCCUUAAAAAGAUUGUUUUAAAUAGAACUAAAGCAAAAUUCUUCAUGAAACUGGGCUCAGGAUCACUUUCAAUAAGACAGUUAAACAGCUCAGUGCUGGAUGUGGGUCCUGAGACUGCUCAUGUCCUCAUGGACAGGCUCUGAGCCUGGCUCCGAAUCAGAAGAGUUCCACCUCAUACCCUGCUUCAUUUUAACAUGGCACUGAAUACUAAAUGGGACAGAUGAAGAACCAAGAGUGGGUUCUGUUUUCUUUUCUUCUUUUCUUUCUUUCUUUUUUUACAGUACAUUGGUUGGUCUCGUGUUGCCAUAUUCUUGGGGACAUUGUGCAAGCUUCUAAGUCACAAAACUGCAAAUUCUCUCUGUUACUCAGAGCUUUUAGGAAGGAAUGGUGUUUGGCUUCCUUCGUAGGUGAGCUCUGAAGCUGCUAGAAACUACUGUGCUCCAGAGCUCCUGUGGUGUCACACUUGGUCAAAGCACGAACACACACACUCCAGACACUGGCUUAUUUGAUAGCAGCCCUCGUCUGAGCUCUGUCACCCUCUAGAAAGAAAAGAGACCCCACUCUCAAGAGAAGCGUCUAUCCAUUCUUAAAGCUUCUACACGACGCUCCAAGCACGUUUCAUUAGGAUAAUGAGGAAGGGACAGAUGAGAGGCACUGUGGUCUUACAGCCCAUCUCUUCUACUCUGCCUUAUGGAUGUGUAUAGAAAGGAUUGAACCACAGACCCUGCAUGACAUCUCUCCCUGCAGUGAAGGCCUGGGAGCCACCCAUGGUGGCUUUCCAUGUGACACCGCCUCUCCGAGUCCUCUAAGUAGGAAGGAUCCUUGGAGAACCUGGUGUCAUGAGGGUCUUCUUCUGGUUCAGACCUCUAGGCUAGCCCCAAAUCCAGCCCCAGAGGGACGUUCUUACUCUCACAAAGCAUGAGCAGAGGUAGGCCCCACGCGGCCCCUCAAAGCCUCUCCAGAGUAUUGACGAUAGCCACUGGUCUGGGGACAGGGCCUAGAGUCAUGACACAUACUGGCUCCCUCACAUUGUACAGACAGUCUGUCCUUAGGUUCCAGAAUUUCUCUUCAGCUCGAAAUGUGUUCUUUGCCUUCCCAGUUGCAUCUGUGUUUUGAAACAAUGAAAACAGAGCUUGAAAAACAUAACUUCCCCUCCAUUCCUAGGCAUUUUAAUCCUGAUGGGUAGCCAUUUUCAUAAACAUCCAAAUGGGAAUUAUUAAUUCCGCUUUUAAAAACAAAAACACAAGCAAUAAUAAAAAACAAGUGCUGUUGAAAACACACACAACACAAAGCCAAUUAUUUUAUUCCAUUAAAAAAAAAAAGGUCAGUAUGACUAGAGACCUAUACCUUCAUCCAUUGUCUUAACUCCCUAAAGGAACUACUUCUAAGUGUCACUUGCAAUUUACCCUCUGAUCAGCACUUAAAUGUCAUUUAACUAUUCCCUGACCCUGUGAGAUACGGUCCCUUACACGGGUCUCCACCACGUGGUCCAGGUGAUUAAGUGGAAAACAAGGUAUUUGGUAGACCUCACCAGAAAGUCUCCUGACAAGAGUGUUGGUUACGUUCAGUGUCCUCAAGUGGCCAUCUGCCAAAUGCACUAGUUCACUAAUGCAAGCUUAGGACAGGGCUAACCCUGUUACAGAGCUCACGUCCCCUUCCCAUCCCCUUAUUGCCUGGAAGUAUUGACAAAGUUCAGUUUUAUUAUUAGGUGUUUGAUUUCAUUUGACUGUUUAGAUAAAUGUUGCUAUUACCAUGAAUAAAGUAACAGAGACAGAGAAAACUAAACUCACAUGUUCAAAUGAAGAGAUUUAUUUUGAACAGACAGAGAAGCGUCCUCUGUAAUGUUGCUGACAUAAGGCACUUUGGGGGGAAAAAGUGGAAAUAUGUUUUCCAUAAAUCACAUAGGCCCUUGUACAUUGUUCUGCACACUCAAGUAGAGAAAUGAGCUGUGUAUAUCAUACUGGAUAUGGGGCCAGUUUGACGGUAGGGGCACAUGUGGUGCUUAUUGUCAUAAAUCUUUUAAGGAAUUAGGUACACUUUUUUCUAUUAAUAUGUAUAGUUUUACGAUUUGUCACAGUUAUGUUUCAUAUAAUCAUAAGUUAUUUUGUCUUGUUUUAUGAAGUCCUUUUUUUUAAUGUCAAAAGUAAAAUGAAGGGAUUGUAUACUUGGCACAGAAUAAAACUGGAAAUAGAGGGUGCCCCUCCCGCCUGAAGCGCUCCUUCAGCCCGCCGGUUUAAAACACAAUGGUAACCAGCGUUGUUUGUUUGUUUGUCUUAUUGUUCUGUUCUGUUCUGUCACCAGCCUCCUCUGUAUUGGGGAUGGUGAUUAUAAUUAAAAGCAGAUGGGGGGAGGGGUCCAAGGCCAGCUUUAAAACGCCGCAUUGCUUUGGGCCAGAACUGAAGCCUGGAUUUAAUUAUAGAUAUGAGGACGAAAUGGCAGUAAAAAUGAAUGUCUCCCUGAAUCCUUUACAUGUUGGGAGUGUCCAUAAAUAAAACAUGAAGUUUUAUUUCAUCACAUUUAAUUAAAGCUUUUAUACAU
This is a messenger RNA of Apodemus sylvaticus (European woodmouse), 7573 nucleotides long. It is a transcript of the gene Glis3, whose product is annotated as GLIS family zinc finger 3. The record is from RefSeq and is a predicted model, not a curated record. The transcript has 11 exons. Gene Ontology annotation, cellular component: nucleus. Gene Ontology annotation, molecular function: DNA-binding transcription factor activity, RNA polymerase II-specific; RNA polymerase II cis-regulatory region sequence-specific DNA binding. Bases 753 to 3542 code for a protein of 929 amino acids. NCBI's taxonomy places the organism in Eukaryota, Metazoa, Chordata, Mammalia, Rodentia, Muridae. Gene Ontology annotation, biological process: regulation of transcription by RNA polymerase II.